Messenger RNA from Ceratina calcarata, 6018 nucleotides. RefSeq names its product division abnormally delayed protein (gene dally). The coding region runs from base 633 to 2546 and encodes 637 amino acids. Gene Ontology annotation, cellular component: extracellular region; plasma membrane; cell surface. The transcript is spliced from 8 exons. Gene Ontology annotation, biological process: regulation of protein localization to membrane; positive regulation of canonical Wnt signaling pathway; cell migration. Lineage: Eukaryota; Metazoa; Arthropoda; Insecta; Hymenoptera; Apidae. The record is from RefSeq and is a predicted model, not a curated record.
CUUCAGAGUGCCGGAUUCUUCAGUCGCAUCGAAGUACUCGUGGAGCGUGCGUCGCGUGGUGCAUGCAUGCAUGCUUGCGUGCGGGUUAAACGUGCGUGCAUGUGUGUGCUUAUUAUUGUGGUGUACCCGAGGUGGUCGCGUGUGUAUGUGUGCGAAUCGUAACACGGUGUCGCGCGGUCUCGACGGUGCAUGUCGUGAUUACAUACCGCCGCGUAUAUAACCAUCGCCGUCGUCCGUCCAUCGCACCAAAUGCGCGUCUCGUGCUCAUCGAGAUCUCGCAGUAACACCCGUGCUCGUUGCCGUGCUGUCUGACAGGAGCGCGGCCGAUUCAAAGAAAGAACGUAAGAAGGAGGAAAAGGGGGCAGAAAUCGUCCGCGUCUCGUCCCGCGGUUGACGACUCUUCGAACGUUCGUGCCGAAUACGCGACGACGACGAACGCGGAUGAGGGGGAGGAGGAAUUGAAUCGUCUCGUUGCUCCGUCUCGUUUCCUCUCUUCCUCUUCGCGACGCUCUCGAGCACGAUUUCCGUGGAACUUAACCACCGCGCCGGUACCCGCUCGCACGAGUUUUCUUCGCGUGGGUUUCCCUUUUAUUUCCCUCUCGGUUUUUCGUCACUGUCCGCCGCCUGUAAAAAUGAAGAUGAUCCAGAGCCGUCGCCGUGCCGUUCUCGCGCCUGUGUCGAUCGUGAUAUUGUUGUGCGGGUGCACCGGUCUCGUGUCAUCCCGCUCACCACGUUUCGCCGAACAUCCGAAGAACGAGACCGACUUUACCGCAACCGAUUGUGAACUUGUCAAGCCGUUCUUCCAGAGCAAAAACACCACGAUUUCGGUUAAGGAGAUUGCCGCGGAUGACAUCGCCAAAACGACGUGCAAUGGAAUCUGUUGCAACCGAGAGACCGAGGAACAGUUGAGACAUCAAGCCAGGGCAGAUUUUCACGGGUUGAUUCAUCAUCACAGCAGAAGUUUGCAGGGUCUAUUAGCUACGACGGCUGAUGCCUUAAGGGAAACUGUUACGAUGCUCGCGAGACAGUCCGAGAAUAAAACGUUGACCCUGUUCGAGCAAGUGUACCGGUCGAUGGCGGUGUCGAGCCGUCCCUCGAUAAGAGCGUUGUACCAGGCGAUGAUUGACUAUGUCUCGCCCGGCAACACGCCGGAUACGUUGCAGCAACCCCUGACCCGCGACAUGCUCCAGGAACGUUUCAUCGAGUUCUUUACGAAAUUGUUCCCGAUCGCGUACCACAACGCGGUGAACCCGAAGCAAUACGAGCAAGAUUUCACGGACAAGUUCAAGACCUGUCUGUACGAGACGAUGGACGAGAUCCAACCGUUCGGCGAUAUACCUAAACAGGUGGCGAAGUCGGUUAGCAAGAGCCUGGAGGCGACGCGGGUGCUCGUCCAGGCGUUGACUCUCGGCAAAACGGUUUUGGAUAGGACCGACAGCGUGCUGUUUUCCGGUACCAGCCCGCAGCAGGAGACCUGCCACGGGGCGCUCCUCAGGAUGACCUAUUGUCCCAGGUGUAAGGGCAUCGGUCCCUCCGUCAGGCCCUGCGGCGGAUUCUGCACUAAUGUCAUGAGGGGUUGCUUGACGGAGCCGGCGUCGCAGCUGGACCUCGCCUGGUCUGGCUACGUGGAAACGGUCGAGAGGCUCGUCGUGGCGGUCGACGGACGUAACGACCCGUUGGGCCUGAACGCCGAGAGGGCUGUCAGGCAGUUGGACAACCGCAUUUCGGACGCCAUUAUGCACGCGAUGGAGAACGGGCCGGCACUCGAGGAAAAGGUGAGGAAGGUGUGCGGUCGUACGGAGCUGCGGCCGUCGUCGGACGUGGAAGAGGAGAAGAAGACGGAGGAGCAAAGUAAGAAGUGGAGCUUCGCAGAGGACGCAGCUGGGACGCAGGAGAAAUCAUCGUCUGGUGUCGUUCCCGGGCCGGUGACGCACGCAGCUGACCAUCGGACGUCGCCGACGCAGUUGCACGUGCAGCUGGGCAAUUUCUUGGCCAGUGUCGGUAGAUCCCGGACCUUCUACGGCACCCUGGCCGACACGAUAUGCGAGGAGUACCCGGACAAACGGUGCUGGAACGGCGAACGCAUCGGCGAAUACACGAAGACGGUGGUGGACUCGAGCCUGAUGGCGCAGAGGUAUAACCCCGAGUUCACCAUAACGACAAUGUCACCGACGACAGCUUCCUACGGCAAUGCGAACACCAGCGAGCUCAUUGAUCAAUUGAGGCACAUUAAUCAGAUCUUGCAGACUCAGUUGGCAUCGGCACCCGACAGCGGAGUGCUUCUCGCCGAUGAGGCCUUGGACGGUUCGGGAAGCGGUGACAGACCGAUCUGGAGGAAGAGAGGCAAAGGGGAAGUCGACAACGACGAUGAGGACGUCCACGGUUACGACCACGACGACGAAGAAGCCUCUGGUUCAGGAAUGGGUCCAACUACACUAGAUCCGCUACAAAAGACGAUACAUGAGGACCCGAACAAGUCGGGCGCAUCGACCGUUCUCCUGUCGUCGAUCCUAGUAGCGAUCGCCUGCGCGCCGUUGAUCGCUUAAAAGAGUCGGGCUGAGUCGAAGUCGGAUCGCGAGACGCAAAGCGGGUCGGAGUGUACGGAUUCGACGUGUUACCAGCCCGCAACACUAGACAGAGUAGAGAAACGAUUCGUUUGAUUCGGUGUCCGCGUCGGGGAACAGGAUGAUCCUCCUCGAUACGAAGGAAGGGAUCUGACGUUCCAGAUGCUGCUUCUCGCGCACUGCUAGGUAUUUAACGCUGUUACUGCGAGAAGAUCUUUCGGUUAACCACCGGCCGAAGUUUGUUUCGAUUUAUAAGUGUCGAUCGAACGAAGACUGUCGUGUAGAGAAGAAGGAAUUCGAGAAUUGGUUACGCGUUCGAGAAUCUUUUUUGGCUCGUUCGCCGAUCGAAUAGUGCGGGAUCCACGGCCCGUAGGCUUAGAUCCGAGAGUGUGAUGAAAAGGAUCGUCGAGUCCUUCGUCGAGAACAGGUGACGUCCCGUUUUCGACGAUCUCCUCGAAAGAUCCCAGCAGGACCGGAGCAUUAGUCUUUAGGAAGGAAACGACUGUUUCGAAGGACUUCGAAUACUCGGACGACUGGAGGAAUGACGGAGGAGACUCGGUUGCACAUGUUAACCAAUGUGUUCGGAGUACGUUUAGGAAAAGUGGAACUGUCCAGGGGAAAAUGAUAAAGUAUACAAAAAUUGAUCGUUGUUCCUUUAACAUACCAACGAAUUGUAUACUGAGAUAACUGUACUGCGAUACUUCGAACGAUAUUUCUAUAAAAAAAAAUCCUUGGAACAAUAAUCACGAAACGUUUGUUAUUUCGUAAUGACGGAAUUGAAUAAAAUCGAAGGAAGAAAGAGGUGUUCAAAUUGCUCGCACAAAUGUGAUCGAUAAAACGUUGCUAUUAUAUAUAAAAGUAUGAAUAAAGACUUUUGGAGAAACGUUAAGCAAUUUGAAACGCAUAUACGUAAAAGUUUUAAUAUUCAAGAGAUUCAAGAAGCAAAUAUGGAAAGAAGCUCAAGCAAUAAUUGUCAUCGUUACUACGCACAUUUCGCUCUUACUGAACCGAGACAUUGCCAUGCGUUUUUAUAUCGCUGAAACAAAGUAUCUUUCCGUUUUGAAAGUAUCACGGAAACAACGCGGACAAGCAAACAACGUGACUCCGACGAUAUUAAAUUUGUGCCUCGUACGUACACCAUCGCAGCUGCGAAUCUCUCACUUCUCAUCGGCUCGCGUCGAUACCACAGACUAAUCACGGGAUUCAAUAUUCCCGUCGGUGAUGUCGCGCGCGUGACGUGCACGCAUCAAAGCUAACUGCCAGAACGCCAGUUAACAGUCAGCUUAGUCUCGCUUAGUCUCGAAUCCCGCGAGUAUCCGUUGCCUUCCGCUUUUCACCCGUGGCAACGCUCCCAAAACGAGAGAGAUGUUCAUCCAUCGUCGUCCCAGCGAGACAUCGAUAUUUCCUUCGCGAUUUCCAGUCAUCCGUCGCAAAACCCGUCGUAUCUCCGCCCUGCGGGAAAGGACGAAGUGGUCGGAAGAUCGACGUCAGUCGUUUUUCGAUUUCUUGUUUUCUUUUCUUUUUUUAUAAUAAAUUGUCGAGUAGGAUACUCACGAAGCGCUUGGUACGUUACGGACACUAUCGCGUAGAAUUGUAUAAGAGAUGGUCCGAACGUAUCAGGCGCUCUCUUCUUGGACGUCUAAUCGUUGAAUAGAAGCUUAGGACCCGGUGACGAAUUCUUGAAAAUCGAUAGAAAAGCAUAGGCUCGCUUUUGCUAAAUUUUUUUACGAUCAAUUAACCAGUGCCAUAAUUUUAUCAUCUCGUCGUAACAGUAGAGGGUAGAAAAUAAUUGACAAUUUUUUUUAUCUUAAUCAAACUCGGCUUAUCGCUUUUCGUUGGUCCUGUUCACGUUACAUGAAUAUAUUUGUUAGAUUGGUGCGUAUGAAAUAUUACACACGCAGUUCCUAAGAGAAGCGACAUUUAAAAAUUGGUUACAAAGUUUGUCAUUUCAAAUUUUAAGAAAUAAACAUCAAUCGUUCUAAUGUUUUUUUCAAGAGUUGAUAUAUCGUUCGAACAAAUUGAAAUCUAAGAGUCGACGAUAUUUCUUAUGCAUCAAAGCUAACAGACAUCAUCAAGUGCCAAAAUGAACUAAAUUAAUCGAAAGUGGAACGGGAAGCGAGAACAAGUUCCUCGACGCGUCCAACGCUUUAGACGUCUAAGGCUUCGAAGCGAGCCUCGAUUUCGAGGCGGUUCGCUUUAACAGAUUAAAUGAAAAUUGAAAAAUUUGAAAAAAAAAAAAGAACGACUUAGGCUAGCGUAAGAAAGUAAUUAGGGGCAGGAGCCGGUCGGUGCAACCUCGUAUGCGGCCGCACUGAUUUUGUACAUUUGAUUUAUCGACGUAUAUUCGAGGGUUAGUGCCUUUUCGGAAUAUCCCUGGCCGCGACAUCGUCGCGUCACCAUUUCACGCCCGACAGAACGAACGAGAAUGGGAGACCAUCGACAUGUAUGUAAUAAAAUAAAUGACUGUACAGGGCAUUCAUUGCUGAAGAGGAAGAACGGUGUUGUAUGCGCGUACGACCUUCCUUCUUUCCCUCCUUCCUCUCAAACAGGAACGGAACAGCUUUCGAUUAAAACAGCCCUUGUUCAACCCAACGCCGAAACGCCCCCGCGUUUGUCUCAGGGUGAGAUGUGAUUUCAUCUCGAGACUCGAUGAAUGUUCGCCAAGUUACGGAUUGGGUCCAGACUGUGUCUAAACGCGAACUUUGUAACGAUAACAGACUUUUGGACCGAGAGGUCUCUUUUUUAUCCGCUCUGGAAGCGCAACUCUCUAUUAAUAAGAUUAACAAUUGUUGUUAUAUAAACAAUAGGAGAUACGCUGCUGAAACUAGUCCAUCGACCAGUUACAGAUAAGAUUAAGCUAUACGUUUGUCGCAGUAAAAUUUCUCGACGAGAGGCGUUAAUAAAAUAUCUCUUGGCGCCUCUUCGGAUUAAUAACAACAAAAUUAUCGAUUACCUAACGGAAAGGCAGAAGACUCAAUGUUAAUUCAACGAAUACGACUGCCAAAUUCGAAAUAUUUCUAAAACGUGGGAUCGACUAGAUAAAUUCGACAGACACUGCCCGGGUGUUGAUGUUUUAUAUUCGACUUUUUUCCCAUUACGAAAGUCGCAGAUUAUAUAGUCUAAUAACAAUUAUGUACGUUGAAAGUGUAACGUUGUUAAACGAAAUUUGAACAAUUUAAAUAAACAUGCGUAUUGCGUAAGGUGGAAUAUUUCAGAUCGGCACUCGUCGCCGGUACCACAGCUCCGUGACCUCUCUAAUCGCUGGAGACGUUGAUUCAAGUGUCCCCCGCGCUUAACACGGAUUAUGCAUGCGGAGCCAAAGGAGGAAGCGACCUCGCUUUCGCUCCACGUUCAGAACUCGAUCAUCUAUUUAUAAUGCUCUUUGUUGUACAUUUUUUGUGGUGCUACGUUUAAUAAAAUGCCGAGUAAAUAAAAGUGAUAUAUUUAAACAAAA